AUGCGAGACAUGGCUCCGCAGGCGUCACCCGUCUUUCCCAAGCCGGUCUACUCGAGAGCGGUGGUGUCCAACGAGCCGGGCGUAGGCAGCCUCCUGGUCUCCCAGACCAGCGCACGGCAGUUUUUCUGCCCCGCCAAGGACUCGCGCUUUAUCCAAACCCAGUUCGGCGGCGCGGUCCAAACUGUGUACGAGGCAACACCGUUCGACCCUAAAGAGGAGGAUCAGGAUGAGAGAUCGGUGAUCAUUUUCGGGGGGAAGCUGCUUCGCUACUGCCCCUCCUGUCCGCUGGCGCUCAAGACCAACCGUAUCUCGGUGCUCAAGCUCGAGGCGCAGUGGCAGCGUUGCGCAAUGGGCGAGCUAGUUGGGGAGGAUCCAGUAAAAGAGAUCGCGUCAUUGCAGCUGCUUCAAGGUGGCGACGAGUUGGCGGCGUCGGCGGCGGGCGCGGCAGGCGGUGGUCACGACGGCGUGGAAGAGCUGAUCGAGGCCCUGGCCGACGACACGACUCUGUACAAGAUAUCCCCGUGGUACUCCGGGGGGGAGCUAUUCGACCUGGCGCCCAUGUCGGAGGACGUCGCCAAGCCGAUAUUUUCUCAGAUCUUGGAUGCUGUCAGCUUCGUCCACAGCAAGGGGAACAGAGCGCCGUUGACUCCUCAGGGCAGAUGUGGCAAAAGCACGUGUGUGGCACCCGAAGUGUUUUACGACCAGGCUUUUGACGGCCACGCUAUCGACACGUGGUCUGUCGGAACGACCCUGUUCAUGGCGCUUCUGGGCGUGCAGCCUUGGGAGGAGGUCGGGGACUUCAAGUUCCAGGCGAUAGCCGAGGGCAAGAAUCUGGACGUGGUGCUACAGGGCUGGAAGCUCCGCGACGCCAUCUCGGACGAGGCCGUCGAUCUCUUGCAGGCCAUGCUCACGGCCGACCCAGAGGAGCGCCUCUCCGACAUUAAGUCCAUCCUUUCUCAUCCGUGGUUUCACCGCAGCACCAGCCCCGGCACGAGCAGCAGCACGUAAAUUUUUGUUUUCACAAGAUUGUAUUUUUGUCGUUGCCGGGCGAUAAACGAGAGGAGGCGCGCGGUAUUUUGUGUAAGGAUGUGUGGAUAUUCUACUGCCCUGCCCAGCCGGCUGACUGCUUAAAAUAGCGCCAGCUGUUGUAAGGUGGAAAGGAGUGUUACGUGUCUACGGCGGUGUGUGCUCGUCUUGUUGGCCACACCGUGGCAUCGGCGAAGCGCUGAACCACGAGGCACCCACCGAACAAGGCAGCGUUUGCGUUCGCUCGGUCGGCAGUAGAGUUUCUGUAUGCGUGUGGGGGGGGGGGAAGGUCGGUAAUCUGUUGCCACAUACUUAAUAUAGUACAAAGGAGGAAUGAAUGCUGGUUGAGAUAUCGAGACGAGAGCGACACUAGCGUAAACCUCCCGGUUCAUUUUUUGACACUGUUUUGGUGAUUCUUCGUAUCGAUGAGAGGCUCUGGGAUGUAGUUUUCCUAUUCAUAUCUUCUUUUAAGUUACACACGGCUUGGUUUGUAGAUUGAUCAAGCCGCGACCUGGAGGGAAAACAGGGCGUAUCUAUCAAGUAUCAGGCUAUCGGGCGGGGCUACUGAAAGAAGCCUUCGGUGCAGAGAAUAUAAGUUGUAUUUGCGGCGCGGUUUCACGUCUGACAUUUGUGUAAUCGGUCGUUCUGUUUAUUUUUGUUGCAUGCAUUGGAAUAUUACAAAAAAAGUAGGAUUCUUGGCUUAAACAUCGCGGCCACGAAGCCCACACACCUUGAAAUAUUAUCUUGAAUUGAAAGAUAAUAUUUGAAGCGUUAAGAGUAACUUUGAGUCUUAUCCUCGGUAAGUAUGACUUUGCCUUGAGAUAUGACUUGUCUUGGGUGGGCGACGGUACGCGCACGCCGUGAAAGGAGACCGACAUCGACUGCUGGCUGACGGUCGUAAGCAUGAGAGUCAACCCUGACGAGCGAUAUAAGCGCAGCAUGUAGAGGGUCUGUCUCACUUAGGCGCGCGAGAGAAAGCGGAACAACUUGUGGCGGGGGUUAGCAAAGUGUACAUUUUUGCAGCGCGCCAUGCGUGGUGUAGGCUCAAUAUGACGUGUCCCGAGUGUAAAGGUGUUGAGGGGGGGAGGAGGGGCGGUCGUGUGGGGGGUUCGUUGUCCCAAGGGCUUUUAGAGACAAGAGGGGGUGGGGACACUCAUUUCCUACUUCGGCGUUGUGCGUUUUCUCCCUGGAAAAGCGGCGGCAGAGGUGUAAAUUGUUGUGCAUCGUUGCCCGGCAACGGUUACUACUUGCAGAUUGGUGGUGUCCAGAGGCGUUGUGCCCGCUCUGGAUACACGUUGAUGCAAUGCAUGUGUUCCCUGUGCGUUGGUACCAUAUGUAUUUCUUGCGGGUGCGUUGUAUUUUUUUGUUUCUUGUUGUGCAUUUUUUGUAGGUCUUGUACGCAUGAACAUAGGGCUCGGUCAGGGAACAUUGCCGUGCCGGAGAACAGCGUUUGCAGCACGACCCGCGACCAUGAGAACGUGUGUUGGGUUGCAGUUUCUAGGCACGGCCUCGUCUGUUGUUUCCUCCUGUGGCCACGACGGGUGUGCAGAAUAAUAGGUCGUAGAGCCGGUCGCGAGGAGACACGAUCCCUGUAUUUUCCGCCGAACUUGUUUAACUUGUUGUGUUUCUGGACGGCGUAGGUGUCGAUCCGUGAUGUUUUGGCCCCACUCGCUUUCGCCCAACGGCCGUUCAUUCUGUCUUCAGAUUCCCCCCCCCCCCCCCCACCCCCAUUUUUUUGUAUAUACUCGUGCUCCGCUAUUGGAGGUGCCUUUUCGGUCGGCGCGCUUGCCGGAGCGAUGCGCGCUUGGGCAUAAUAUCACCCAUCACCUUUGGUUGGGCCUGUCGUGGGGCUGUGGUUGUUGCUCGCGUGGGUGGGUGUCGGCCGUUUUUUGUUGGUGUUGUGGUGGCGUAGGGGAAGGUCGGGGGGCAUUUUUUGACUUUUGUUCGGAUUGAUUUGACCGCCCGUGUACUCCACAAGCCUAAGGCAGUUGCAGUUGUAGUAGUUUCCCGCUCUAUGGAGCUGUUUAGAGCCAUAUAUUUUGACGUCAUGGUGAAAAGACUGCGUUCACGAAGGAUAAGGCCUAUGGUACCAUCAGGCUAUAACCGGCGGUCGCGUGUGUAUCAUGUUUUUUUUUCACGCCAAGCGUGCGAGGUAGAUGUGACAGCUUUUAAAAGAGUACGUGCGCGCCAGGUGUGUCGUGUAU
Ectocarpus siliculosus is the source of this 3230-nucleotide messenger RNA. Lineage: Eukaryota; Phaeophyceae; Ectocarpales; Ectocarpaceae. The record is from the annotation of a GenBank genome assembly.